CUACAUAUCCUUUGUUUUCACAGAAUAUGGAUGCCAUAUUUAGCUUUGAUGUAUGUUUUGGAACAAGUAGUUAAUAGUUUUGUUAAAAAUGUGAAGUUAUUCUUGUUUGUCAGUUUAAUGUAAGUGGGAAAAAGUAAGGGUGUAAAAAAGUGUUACGAACGCACGUAGGGUCUUCGCUGUCUGCCUUUUUAAACUCGAAAUGUUAGUGUUUACAUGGAAGAUUGAAAUGUUGGAUGUCUAUUUUCGGAGUUUAAGAAAAAUUAUCUGACCUGGAGGGUGUUGGAGACAUUCAACAGGGCAACGGCGUCGAUGCCUGCUCAGCAAUUGUCGAUGGUGGUGAUGCAGAAAAUUCCGCUAAAGUCAUGAGCGUCUGUCUAGAACCGAACUCGAUCCUUACCAGUUCGUCAAGUACAGUCUCUACCCAAAAAUUGUUAGAUACCGAACUAGCUACAUCGUUGGGUAACGAUCCGAAAGAAGCAAUAACAUCACAAAGUGUUGCCAAACUAGUAAUUACACCAACUUCGUGUCCAUCCAAUUCUGUUUUGCACAAAGUGCCGACUAGUUCUGUUAUAACGGUGGUGAAUGCCACCGGACCGUUGACAAUCCUCAAAACUUUAUGCUCGAAUUCUUACGGGACUGCUGCUCCCCAGUUUACUUUGGUUAAUUCUACGCCUUUAAAUGUCUCUAAUGCUGCUGGGAAACCGAUUACUGUUGUCGGGGCCCCGCCAAUUACCGUAGUGAGAACGAUUCAAAACAUUAAUCUGAAUCAAGGCGAAGAGAACGUGAGAAGCACCGACACUUCUGGGGGUUCCAUUAGUAACUUGAUCGUCAGUAACGGACCGAUAAAUGCCGAAAGGCCCCCUAUACAUAAUGUAUUUGUCAAAAAUACAUUAUCGUCAGAAUUACUACCAUCGGCAGAACCAUCAAAGAUACAAAAAGUCAAUUCAUUUUCGCCAAAUAAUGUUUUACCCGCAUUGACGAGUGGAAAUGUUAUAAAAACUGUGAACGGUCAAAAAGCAGCAACACCAACGCCUACGAGCAAUAAAUUAAAAAUCGUAAGCAACAUUAUAGUUCCGCCAACCAGCAGUGCCAUUCCAACGUGUACAUCCAACCCCCCCUCGAAUAUUGUACUGAAUAAAUCUCAACCGGUGGCGAGAAACCUGUUGCCUCAUAAACCUGUAGGUAACCCUCUGAACGGUGCGCCGAAAUUUUUAAAUCGUUCACCUCCCAUCAAUAAUUUUCCGAAUAAGUCAAAUUCGGCAAAAGGUCUCGCGCAUAAAUCGCAAAAGCUGGUCUACCCGACUCACAAGGGACAGUUGAAGACCAUUCCUCCUGUCUCGUUAGCUCAAAAGGUCGGAAUUAAGACUCUCGCACCACAAUCAAGGGGUAUAUCGAAUCAGCAUGUGCAAAGGACGAGCUCGGGAUUGAGGACGAUUCCGCCGCAACGUUCCCCAAAAAGUUCAAACAAGCCGAAUUAUAUCGGGAAGCACGCAAUUCAAGCGCAAAAGUUCAAGAAUCCUCAUAGUAUUGGCAAACUGAAGAGUACUAAACCACUAAUUCCAGCAGUUAACGUUUUCCCAAGCCGCACUCCUCAAAAUACUGGUGUCACAUAUCAUCAAGCCUUAACCGCAAAUAUUUUGCAAUCGCUUAGUGAGAGCAGCAGCAAUUCGUACACCAGAUCGUAUGACUUUGGUUCCAGAUAUGAUGGAAAUCAAGCCUUUUUGGACACAAGAAAUAAUGAGGUGACAACUCCCCCAGUUAAGCCGCAAUCAAAUUUAGAAGCGUUGUCGUUUGUUUGCCAAGCAGUUUUGCUAGAUCACAAUUACAACGCAACACCUCCCGCUGAAUCACUUAACAGAAAUGUACCGACUACAUCGACAUCGCCACAGCUCAACGGGUCAUCUCUAGGCUCAUAUUAUUCACCAAAUAGCAAUGCAAGAGUUCGUUCAUCUUUAGGUGGCUCGACCAACACCUUAUCGACGUUAUCCAGCAGCUCGAUCACUUCGGUUUUGCCUAACAGUAUCGCGGCGGGCGUCGUUCAAGAUGACGACGCCGCAUCCGACAUCAGCUGCGGUUCCGAUCGCAAAAUCGAAACUGAAGGUGAGGAGACCGACACCGCUCCGGAAGCGGAAGCCGUCAAUAAUGAGGACCAUUACGGCGACUACGUGACGCGUUGCAUUUGCGGUUUUCUUCACGAUGACGGUUAUAUGAUCGAAUGCGAUAAGUGCAAGGUUUGGCAACACGUUCGGUGCGUCAUUAAAAGUAAUAAGAAGGUUCCCGAUGAUUAUUUGUGCGAACUAUGUGAUCCGAAUAAACCCGUGGACCGGGGAAAGGCUCGUACCUUGCAACAGCAGUGGAUGAGAGAGAAUCAGGAGCGAGAGGCAAAACUAAGGAAGGAAGCGCGUUUGAGGGAAAUGAAACUUAAAGAAACCCUGAGCGAUAGUGAUUCAUCUGAUGCUGAAACGAUAGGGGGAAAUUUAUUAUCAAAGAGUCGUAUACCGUCAAAUAGCCGAAGAAAAAUGGAUCAAAACGCCAGACUUCCUCCACGUCAACGACGUGAAUCCAAAUCAGAAGGUAAAAGGAACAUCAAACGGAAAGAGAGGAGACCGUUUAAAAAGAAGGUGAAACCGCCUCCUAAAAAUCACAGCGACGAAGAGACCCAAGAAGGUUGGUCCCAUUCUUCAAUCUCUCAAAUGCCACAACUCCGUCAGUGGAUUGAGCACUAUGAGGAUGCCGUUACGAACCACUACUCUCCGGAGCUUCGAGCUCGUAUUUCAAACAUCAAAAUGAAUGGUAUCCAUUCAGAUCUGUCUUCGCAGAUCGAUAAUUCCGUUCACAAGUGUCGAAUUUUUACGCAGCCCUUGACGGGUUUAAAAUUUUUGGUAAGCGCGACGCAUUUGCCACCGAAUACGCCAGUUGUAGAACUUCGAGGCAAGUAUAUGCUGUCCACUCAGCACAGAACGAGUACGGUGGGACAUAGCGGAUCCUUAACUACACGACAACACGCUCAAAGACCAGGACCUUUUCUCUUCUUUUACCGGCUACACAAAGAUAAUACGGAAGUGUGCGUCGAUACGCGCACGUACGGUAACGAAGCGAGGUUCAUACGAAGGUCCUGUAAGCCAAAUUCGGAACUGCGACACUGCAUUGAGAAGGGCGUUCUUCAUCUGUACAUCUUCACGGUUACGGCGGUCGAGAAAAAUUGCGAGUUAACAAUUAAACACGAGUCGCAUGACUUGGCGGUCAUCGGAACGUGUCACGUGUCUUGUGCCUGUGGAAAUUCCAGUGAAUGUGCGGUUAAUAAACCGUCUAUUAAAAAUGAAAGUGAAUGCACAGAGGCUAAUAUGGUAGUUCGAAAGAGAAGAGGUCGACGUCUAGCUUCCACGACACCAGAAGUAGAACCUACAGCAUUAUUAACGCCGAAAGAAGAACCUCCCCCUUCUCCUGUGGAAGUCAAACAGGAAGACAUCGAAGUCAAACAGGAAGAUGAAAUCAAAACUGAACCCGAAGAAGAAGUUCAAAUCAAAGAGGAACUGGAGGAAAUCAAAAAAGAAGAAGAACCAGAGGCGAUCGUGAAAGAGGAGCCCUGUCGUAGUCCGUCGCCGCCAGUAAAAAAAUCGGGGCAACAGUCGAAAAGUGAUUCGGAGGACAAAAAGGAAUCUCCCACUAAAGAGUGUCUGUCCGCAGAUAAGCAAAAGUUGAGCCGCGAAGAGAGGAAACUACAGGCGAUUAUGAAGGCGUUUGAACGUAUGGAAAAGCAGGAGCAACGAAGACAAGAGCAUCAGGCGAAGCAGGCGCAUAGGCGAGAGUCUGAACCGUGCCCGUCGAAAGACGAUGAUAAAAUGGAUUCUAAAGUGAAAAGGCGGAGGAGGAAAGGUCGAGCUCGAACGAUAAGUACAAAUUCGCAGUCUCGACAGAACCGUUUAAAUUCUUCAGAUUCAUUGUAUGCCACGUCGGGUGAUGAAUGCAUGCUUUCUCCAACAGAUAGCUUACAUGUGCCCAUAAAAGAUGGCGAUUCUAAUCAUUCGCCUAGCAAAGAUGUCGGACUUCUGACAACAGUUGUGUGUGAUCCGGGAAACAGAAGCGAUGUUAAGAGUCCUAUACCGAACGUUGAUUGUAAUUCCAAUUCUGCAAAUUCCUCACCAGAAACGCCUCUUUCGUCAGCAUGUCUACUGGUUGCUGCAGCUGUGGAGCCAUUGGAACCAAAUUUCAAGUUCCCAAAAACGAAAAAGGGGUUAAUGAACGAGUGGAUAACUAAAAGCACGGAAUGUAUACAGUCCGCAAGUUCCAUCUCGCCUUCUUCACUUACACCACACAUUGUUCCUGUGAGUACACCAGAGACCUAUUACGAGAAUGCGACCAACAACUUUUUUGGUGCCGCAAAAAAUUUGGUUGCAUUAGCGCAGGCCGCCAAUUAUUGUGAUCUGCCUACUCAGCCAUUGGGAAAUGCGAAGAAAAGGUGGCUUCGACAAGCCAUCAGUGAGGAUCAAUGCGACAGUCCGAGUAGUCGGCCAGAAUCACCUCCAUUGACCGAAAUGGUUCCACCUCCAAAGAAACGUCGACUUCCUCGAGAAUCUCUCUCCUCCGACAACUCGCCGCCUACGACACCAACAAAUUUCAAUUUGGCAGUAAAUGGAGGCGAAGAAGUCAAAAGGUUUAAGGAACACGAAGAUAGGGUCGAGAUCGUCACUGCGGGGAAUGACGGUGACAGUCCAACCAGGGUAGUGAUAGACGACGCGUCUUUGAAGGAGCGGGUCGCCGAAAUGCAGCAAGAAAUUGGUGCGUGUUUUCGUUUACCCGAGCCUAUUGUAGAGGUACCACCAAAAGAGUUAGCGUCUACCACUCCUCCUCCUCUUCGUUGUGCGCUGGAUCCUAGACUGUCAAGGCCCCUUUUCAACACAAGUGAACAUUUAGUAGCGACUGUAGAGAAGAAUUUGAGCAUACUGGGUUUCGAGGAUAAAACCACACAUGCGGCGCCAAUUAAGAGAAAGCUGUCAAUAACGGAGUAUCGGCAGAGAAAGCAGCUGACCUUGAAUGAAAAACUGGUAGACGAAGCGGUGAGUGAAGAAAAUACAUCUUCGCAAUCUCCGCCGUUGAAGCUACGUACUAGAAGCGAUAGUAACAGUAGUGCCACGUCCUUCGCUUCUUCUGAUGAAGAAUUUCGACCUCCGGAAUUAACUCAAAAAGCAUUAUCUGCAUUCAAUUCCGAACCCACCGAGUUGGAGAAACAACGGGAGAGCGUCAGUUUACGAUUGAAGAAAGCAUUCGGGUUAUCGAUAGACGAAGAUUCCCGUAAGCCAGCGUUGAGCAUGGAAACGUUGCUAAACUGUGAUUUAAAUUCCGCAAAAACUUCACUCCCAGGUUUCGGUUCGACGGUUUCCACAUGUAGUGAAAGUAAUUCCAAUCCUCCCAUCUUAGAAACGGUAUCCGCCGAAGAGUCGGAGACGUGCUCGACGAUGGAGGUUGUUAAAUCCGAAGUUAUUUCCGAUUCUUCUUUGGCAAAGGAAGAAUUGACCGUUGCUAGAGUUCCAACCCCUUCUGAAGUAAACGAAGGCGUCGUUAAUCCGAAAAUGUUUUAUAUUCCGGACGAGGAGGAUGCAGAUAAGACGGGAAAGGAAGAAGCCGAAAGUAUACCGGAUGCUAAAUGUGAUGAAUUUGUAGUCGUCGAAAGUACAAAUUACGUUCCACCUUUCAAUAAUCCGGUAUACCCAAAUAGUAGCUUUACAUCGUUUGGUUCUGUGAUAGAUGACGAAACACGGUAUGAGGGACGAAAUCCAUCACCGCCGCCCGAAUUAACCAGCGCGCCGAAUUACUCGUCCCCUUGAAAGCAUCGAAUUCGUAACGCGAUCGGUUACAGUUUGGGAUCUUGCAAUGUGUGACAUUAAAAAGUGUAAGCGUUGUUAUGAAAAGGAGUGGUUGCCAUCGGUGGUUAGUAAGAACGUGCAAUGAUUUUAGAUAGGCUUUAUUUUAAUAUAUUUACAAGAUUAAGUUCUGUAGUGAAGAAACAUUGGGCGAGUAUUAAUUAUGCGCAUAUGGGGUUAUCCUACUGUACAUAGUUGAGAUUGUUUUUAUUUUGGAGAUUUAUUUUUUAAUGUUACUACGAUUCUUGCCUUCCAUCUAUAUUCUCAAUUCAGUAAAUUAUUUUAAUCUCGGGUGUAGAUAUUUGGCAAGAAUAAGAUAAUACAUACAUGUACAUAUACUACUUUUGUGAAACAAUUAUACAAGAUCAAGGAUUAGCUAAUUAAAACUUGUUGAUAUUUCUGAGAAAACAAUGUCAUGUUUCCCACAGAGUACAAUUUGUUGUUGUUGUACAUAAUUUUUAUAUUAGAACGAUGAUGUGGGAACCAUCACGAAGUUGUUAUAGCUAUAAAAGAUAAAGUACAAAAUUGUAUAAGAGACAAAAGUUUGAUCUCUCCCAUUAACAGUAGAAGAUUUUUUAUUUUCUGUAGAAUAAGAAUUUAUGAAUAAUAUUUCUAAGGUAUAACUAGUUAAUGGUACUUGUAUUAAAUGUUAUUUUAUUAUCAUAGUUGUUAGAGUGUAAAUGCAAAUUUUACAUUAUUAUUAAGUUGUGCAUUUUGUUUAUGUACCGAUCCGACAUCUUAUGUUUCACAUUUUGUUUCUUUUAAGUACACGGAAAAUUAUAAGGCGCCCUCGUUUCGUGAUUCCCGGUGAUUUAAUUGUUAACAUGAGUUGUUGCUGUUUUAUAGGGCCAUGGAUGUACAUAUGCCAUUUGUUUUUCCAUCAUCUGUACAUAUUUGCAGAAAAAUAUUUAUAUAGAAAUUAUAAAUCAGAAUUUGUACAUGACGUCGAUACAUUUUAUUUCAAAUUUGUUUGGUCUAUUUGUAUAAAUUCUAGAAAUUAUUUAUUUUUUUUUAUACUUGAAUUAAAGCGUUACUACUGA
Messenger RNA from Photinus pyralis (common eastern firefly), 6901 nucleotides. RefSeq lists its product as uncharacterized. Lineage: Eukaryota; Metazoa; Arthropoda; Insecta; Coleoptera; Lampyridae. The record is from RefSeq and is a predicted model, not a curated record. Bases 363 to 5825 code for a protein of 1820 amino acids. The transcript is spliced from 18 exons. Gene Ontology annotation, molecular function: protein binding.